AUGACCUGGGGGAACCACUCGGUGAUGAUGCAGUUUGUGUUCCUGACCUACCCCUCCUGCCCAGAGCUGCAAGUCCUGUCCUUCCUGGGGGUCAGCAUGGCUUAUGCACUUAUCAUCACCGGGAAUGUCCUCAUUGUGGUGUCCAUCCAGGCUGAAGCCCGCCUCCAUGUGCCUAUGUACUAUUUCCUGGGCAGCCUCUCAGGGGUAGAAAUGUGCUACACUGCUGUGGUGGUGCCCCACAUCCUGGCCAACACCCUGCAGUCAGAGAAGACCAUCACCCUCCUGGGCUGCGCCACUCAGAUGGCCUUCUUCAUUGCACUUGGCAGUGCAGACUGCUUCGUCUUGGCUGCCAUGGCCUAUGACAGAUAUGUCGCCAUUUGUCACCCCUUGAAGUACCCUCUCAUCAUGACUCUGACUGUUUGUGUCCGCCUGGUGGUGGCAUCUGUGGUCACCGGCUUGUUCCUGUCCUUACAACUGGUGGCCUUCAUCUUCUCUCUGCCAUUCUGCCAGGCUCGAGGUAUUCAGCACUUCUUUUGUGAUGUGCCACCCGUCAUGCAACUGGUGUGUACCAACAGCCACUUCCAUGAGCUGUCAGUGCUGGUGGGAGCCACACUGGCCAUUGCCGUGCCUUUCUUCCUCAUCACCACCUCCUACGCCUUCAUAGCGGCCACUGUGCUCAAGAUGCACUCUGCAGCUGGCCGCCACAGGGCCUUCUCCACCUGCUCCUCCCACCUCACUGUGGUGCUGCUGCAGUAUGGCUGCUGUGCCUUCAUGUACCUGCGCCCCCGCUCCAGCUACCACCCCCAGCAAGAUCCAUUCAUCUCUCUCGUCUACACACUGGGCACCCCAAUGCUCAACCCCCUCAUCUACACACUGAGGAACAGCGAGAUGAAAGGGGCCAUUGGGAAAGUGCUUACCAGGAACUGUGGCUCCCUGACAGCCUAG
Marmota flaviventris (yellow-bellied marmot) is the source of this 945-nucleotide messenger RNA. NCBI's taxonomy places the organism in Eukaryota, Metazoa, Chordata, Mammalia, Rodentia, Sciuridae. The record is from RefSeq and is a predicted model, not a curated record.